Messenger RNA from Vanessa tameamea, 1819 nucleotides. RefSeq lists its product as uncharacterized. NCBI's taxonomy places the organism in Eukaryota, Metazoa, Arthropoda, Insecta, Lepidoptera, Nymphalidae. Gene Ontology annotation, biological process: regulation of transcription by RNA polymerase II. Bases 175 to 1764 code for a protein of 529 amino acids. The transcript is spliced from 4 exons. The record is from RefSeq and is a predicted model, not a curated record. Gene Ontology annotation, molecular function: RNA polymerase II cis-regulatory region sequence-specific DNA binding; zinc ion binding; DNA-binding transcription factor activity.
AUAUUAAUAAAGUUUGUUCAAAUAAUAAGUGUAGGAAGAUGGUAGAAAGUGAUUAAGUAAAGAUUUCCUGAUAAAGUAUCAUUGCAUUCUACCCUCAUUCAUUGCAACGUUUGUUUCUAACAAUUUAUCUGAAGGUUUCAACUGUUGAUUAAAAUUAUUAAAAAAAAAACUGAAAUGGAUAAGUAUUAUAAAAACUUCAUAUUGUGCGGCGAAGCCAAUUUCUAUUGCAUUUUAUGUCAAGAAGGUUUUGAAAUUAAAACACAUGUAGAAAAGCAUUUGCGAUGGGAGAAACAUAGAAAAAAUAUUAAAAAUCAGGAAUAUGCUCAUAAAUUUAAGAAAGAUCGUAUUUAUAAGAUUGCUGAUAAAUAUUUCUAUUGUGAAAUUUGUAAUUUAGUGUUCCAAAAUGCAGCGGAACACAUAAAAGGAAAUAAUCAUCUAGAAUUUAAAAUUUCUGAUAAGAAUAAGGAAAGGACAUUGAAUGUACAUUGUGAUGAAGAUGGGUCAAUAAGAAUACAAGAUAGAGUUAUCACUAAACAGCAAUGGCACGGCAUUGUUUAUGGUAUGUGUUUCAUAUGUGAUGAACCAGUUGAAAGAAUCUUGACUCAUAUAAAGUCUUUUAGUCAUAUGAUGAGACUGAUACAGUGUGGAACUAUGGUUAAGGAUAGUCAGCUCUAUAGACAGGUAAGAGAAAAUAACUUUUAUUGCUUUACAUGUUUUAAAGUAUUGGAUAACAAAUCUCUAGAAACACAUUGGGUUGAUAAUCACAAUAGUAAUAAAAAUGAAAUCAAUAAACACAAAAUAUCUCAAGAAAAUAUUAAAAAUAAAUCAAAUGCAAAUGUGGAUACAAAUAACAACAUAGAUUCAGUUGCCGUAAAAAUAUUUAAAAAAAUUGAAAAGACAUAUUUCAGUUUCGAAAUUGAAAACAAAGCUACAUGUUUAAAAUGUCAGGAAAUUGUAGAUGCUACAUAUGUUGCAUUAUCAGAACAUAAGAAGUUUCAUCAGUCACUAGAUGAUAUAGUAGAGGCAGAUUUAGUUUGGCUUAGGCGAGAUAAGGGCAAGGCAAGGGCAGAGUUAGCUAAAUAUGGAAGAGACAAUUUUAUAAGAUUGAAUGAGGGUGGAAGCAAGGGUUAUUGCUCACUAUGUAAUAAAUGGCUGUCUGCACAUAUUAACAUUGCAAAACAACAUGUGGAAGGAGCUUGUCAUAGAGGACAUUUGGAACUUAAAGGCUUAGUUAAAGAUCAAAAGCAUGACAAACCUACCAUAAAAAGUGUUCCAUAUAAGUCAUUUUUAGAUACUAUGUUUGGUCCAUUUGAAAUUGACGGCUUAAGUUUUGUUGUUAUAAAUAAUGGCAUCUGCAUCGACACUCUAAGUUACAUGCUAAUCUGUGUCAUAGAUAAUUUUAAAAGUACAACAAAAUGCUUUGGUUGUGAUUCAAUAAUUAAUGUGCACAAUUUGAAAAAACAUGCAAAAACAAAUGAACAUAAAGAAAUAUUGUCCGGAUGCAAAGUUUUACCUAUCAUAAUAAAGGAUGAUGAUGAUGAAUUUGUUCGACAGAUACACCCAGGACUAUAUCAUUGUGGAUAUUGUAAUAAGACUUUUCCAUUUUGGGAGAAUUUGAUGAAACACUUGAAAAGCCAUCCACAUACAGUCCAACGUCAAAAAUCAAAACUUAUAAGUUGCAUAUGUGCUAAAUUGUAUCUGGAUCCAUUAUGCUCUUUGACAGACAUAAAAGAAUACAAGUUAUUAAGAGAUUUUUUUGGUUGAUUACAUUUUUAUUAUGAAACUUACUUAAAUAAAAGUAGUAGUUUGUAAGUUGAUG